UCUCAUCACUACUCUCUCUUCUCUCUCUCUAGCUCUGCCAUUUUUUCGUCUGCAAUAAGAGAGAAAAAAAUCCAGAGAGAACGACAAAAUUAGGAAGAGAUCAUAGACGAAACAGUAACCAAAACGAAGAAGAAACCCUAAUAAGCUCUUUCUCUUUCUUCUUAAUCCCGAAAAUGGAGUAUGAGAAAUCUCCCACUGCUACUACUUUCUCUAGGAAGAUUAGUAAUAAUCGUAGCCAUAGUCUUAGCUUUAGUGCAAAUGCCGUAUACGACGGAGUUUUUUCUUCUCCGGUGAAUUCGAAAUCUCCUUUAGUUGAUUACGGUGAGAUUUUCCGAGGUUCAGGUCCUUCUCCGUCUUCGAUUCCGUUUCUGGAUGUUCCGGAGCUGAACGUUGGUAAGGUUAAGGUCGAUGUUCGGAGUUCUAAGCUCGAUUACUCUUCGGUGUUUGGUGGCUUAGGAGCUUGCGAUUUUGCUGUUACUCCUAAGGAGGUGAUCAUCAAGUCCGAGAAGAAAACCUCCAUUAACGAGGAUAAGAAAAGGAAUCGUAGGAAAGGUGGAAAUUCUUCUGAUGUUCCUCUUUGCAACGAGGGGAAAAAAUCACCUGAAAUGGUUAGGAUGAAGCACUCUGAUAUAUCAUAUCACCAGACGGUCCCUCGUAAUGAGAAUGGGGCUACUCAUCUUACUCAGGUCCCUGCUACUAUGCCUGGUCCUAUUCCGACUCAAGUGGUUGAUAAUACGAGUUUGUUGCACAAGAUUGAAAGUAAAUCAACUCCUAUUCCAGCAGUUGAGAAGAAGCUGCCAUGUAACGAGGGUCGUGAGGAAGUCAAGGCUUCUAGAAAGCAGGGAUCUAAAACUGAGGUUGAUUUUGAGAACAUUUUUGCUCGAGAUGGAUGCAGUACGCGUGAUGACUCCACGUGUAAGACCGUUUCUAAUGGUGAAUAUCGGGAUGUGAAACCGCCUUCAAGCUUUCAGUGUACAUUGAAUGGUGAACAUGGAGCUUCUGAAAGGUUAUCGGGUUUAAAUUCUGGGCCUUCGGAAAGGUAUGAAACUGAAGAUGCUGAUUCUCCAAGUUCACCUCCAUACUUCGAUGCUGAAACAGAUGAAAAUUCGGUUGCCGCUGAGUCUUCUGCAGCACUGAAAAAGGCUAUAGAAGAGGCUCAAAUAAGAAUGAAUAUUGCAAAACAAAUGAUGGAAAAGAAAAAGUCCGGCUUUCGCAGUUGUGCAAAACUGAAAUCUUGUGAUGACUCUAAAAUUGAGAAUAAAGGGAACACAAAGGUUGAAGGAAUUACAGAAGAAAGCAGAGACAACAAUUCUCAGAUUCUCGGUGAAAUGGUGAAACCUUCUGAACAAUCAUUUUCAAACGAGGGAGAUCAGCAUGCUAAAAGAGCGCGGAAGCUGUGGGGAGUUCCUGAAGGACUUUUAAAAUCAACUUCAGACCAUAAGCCAGAAGAGUUAGAAGAGCAAGAUAUCAUAACGCUAGAAGAGGAACAAGCACGAAGAGGUCGAAAACACUGGGAAUUACCUGGAGGGAUAUUCAAAUCAGUUAUGAAUAGUAAGCAGCAGGAGCCAGAAAACCUUGCACCAGCUAAACCUGAACCUGAUACGAAACAAGAGGUGCAACCAAUAACUGAGAAUCCCUUCUAUACAUUUGGACAGCUUGGCAGUAAAUUAAAGUGUGUUGUAGAGGCCUUCACGGGGAGCAAAGUUUCACAAAAGGAUGAGAAACAGUUUACAGAGAAGGAAAAUUCUACCGUCACUCAAAUGGUUCAAGAUGAGGAAAGUGACUCACAAGAGAUGCUAGCUGGUAUUCCAGUCAUAGAAACAUACUUAAGGGAAGUGGAAGAGACCCCACAACAAACUGAGAGUAAGAGCGAAAUGAAUAUUGAAGAGAAGUCUGAAUCAACCAUAUGUGCUUUCACAGAAAGGUCUUCUCAGAAUAUGGAGAAAGAAACAGGAUGGCAAGUUAAAAGUGCUUGCAAGUUCGAAGAUGGAUCUGGGGUAAAAGAUUUCCAAGAAAAUGGUGACCACACUUGCAAUGUUCUAGAUCAGGAAGGUGAGAAGGAGAUAGUCUCUGAGCCACAGGAGAUGUUAGUUGGUCCUGAUGAUUCCAAAACAUAUGUAAGGGAAGUGGAAGAAACCCCAACACCGAGUUUGAAUAAAACUCAGUCCGAUGAUAGUGUUGGAGCUAUGGUGUCUUUUAACAGAGUAAAUAUUUCUGAGCCAGGAAACAUAGAUGAGGUGCAAGAGGCAGUGCACAAGGUUCCCAGGCGAAGAAGAGUUUGGAAGACCUCUGAAGACGUCUAUAAUAUGAUAAAGGCUCCGAAGGGAAACAACAGGCCCUGGCAGCUAGAAAGUGCGGAAAAUGAAACCACAGCGAUGUCCUUUCAUGAGGAAGGUGUAAGGAUCCAUCAUGCUAGCGAGGAAAUAGAAAGCACAUCUGGACAAGCUAGUGAUUCAGGAUUGCAAGAAAAUUGGACCGUUCUUAAACAGAUGUUUAGGCAGAUGUUUCAGACAGCAGAUACUAAGGGAGAGGAUGAAACUUACUGCUUAGUGGAAUCUGAAAGGGGACAUCUUGAUAUCCAUCAAAAAGCUCAAGAAAAAUAUGAACAGGUUGAGGUGGAGACAGUAAGAACGAAUUAUGAAGCCUAUGCACAUACCAGAGAAAAUGAAGAUGAGUCGGCACAAGAAACAUAUUGUAGAAAAGAGGAUGGUAAGGUAGAAGUGCAAGGUAAAACGUCUUUGGUCCGUGAACUGAUAGGAGAAGAACUAGAAAUGGCUAGCCUAGAAGAAGAAGAUGUGCAGGAAGCAUCUGAAGAAGCUGGCUGGGUUCAAGGACUUUCUGAACUUAAUGAGAUAAAUGAGCAUGCAGAUUCUCAUGCUGAAAUGCUUGAAUAUGAUCGAAGUGAAACAGAUUCAAAUAAUUCUAGGGAGAGAUUUGAUCAAACACAGGAACAAGCAGAAGAAACUAUGAUCGAUGGUAGUAUAGAUACUGACACCAGCAGGUCAUCUUUUGAAAUGAGACAAGGUGAUUCAUAUAUUGAGGAGGUUGGCAUUGAGCAACAUCGCAGUGAUCAAUUCCCUGAAAAAGCUAGUGCUGUCAGUAACACGGAAGAACACAUUGAAGAAAUAGAUUCUGAUUCGAUUCAAAGUGGUUGGAGUGUUGUAGAGGAUGACGACAGAUCACUGCAGGAUGGAGGGGCAAGUCAGGCAGAAAGUAAGCAUGACGAAUUGGAGGAAACCAAAGAAGAAAGUGAUGAAAUGAAAACAAGUCUUGGUGUAGAGAGAAAUGGAGAUAAGAAAGAACUAGAGCACCAGUUUGAGUGUCAAGAGAAUGAAACAUAUAGAAGCAAUGUGGAGGCAGCUGAGUCUUCCUGUCGUUUUCCAAACGGAGAAGAAAUUAUUGGCGCAGCAACAAAUGGAAACAUGAAAGAAAAUGAGGGAGAGGAGGGAGAGGAGAGUUGUCGAUCAUCUAUGGAAGAAGAGGGAGAUGCUACUUCUGAUAUUGGCGCAGCAACAGAUGGAAACAUGAAAGAAAAUGAGGGAGAGGAGAGUUGUCGAUCAUCUAUGGAAGAAGAGGGAGAUGCUACUUCUGAUAUUUCACAAAACAAAGCAGAGACAGUUGAGGAACAUCUGAAAAAGAUAGAUGAAACAAGAGAGAAAGAGAGAGAAAGAAAGCAAGAGAGAGUUAUGGUAGAAAGAGCUAUUCGUGAAGCCCGCGAAAGGGCAUUUGCUGAUGCUAUGGAAAGAGCAGGAAAAACUGCAAUGGAGAAGGCAAAGGCAGUAGCCCACCGUAGAGAGGUUCCAAGGAAAUCAGAAAAGGGAUCUGUUGAGGUAAACGAUAAGUUAUCAUCAGCUGAGAAGGCUUCAAUGCAAGCCAAACUCAGAGCUGAGCGUGCUGCUGUAGAACGAGCAAUCACUGAGGUCAGAGAACGUGCCAUGGAAAAAGCAUUGUCUGGUAAGUCUGCUGCUUCUCAAGCAAAAAGUUAUGGCGGCAGCAAGUCAUUUAGCUCUUCUGGUGAAAGACGAGGCUCCUCAUCUUCUCAGGGUACGGAGAACAAAAGUUCAGGUCCUUCCAAUUCUUCAAACCAGACUGCCAAAGGUGAACCAAUCCAGAGAUGUAAAGCUAGAUCUGAGAGACACCAGAGAACAUCUGACCGCGCAGCAGAGGCUCUUGCAGAGAAGAAACUUCGUGAUCUUAAAACCCAGAAAGAGCAGACAGAGAGAAAUAGACUCGCGGAAGCUCUUGAUGCUGAUGUCAAACGGUGGUCGAGUGGAAAGGAAAACAACUUACGGGCGUUGAUCUCAACACUCCAAUAUAUACUUGGAGCAGAGAGUGGAUGGAAACCGAUUCCUCUCACUGAUCUUGUCUCAAGCGCUUCUGUGAGAAAAGCCUACCGCAAGGCAACUCUUUAUGUUCAUCCCGACAAGCUUCAACAACGUGGCGCAUCCACACAGCAGAAGUACAUUUGUGAGAAAGUUUUUGACCUUCUCAAGGAAGCAUGGAACAAAUUUGGUGCUGACGAACGAUAAGUAAGAUGGUGUAAAACUUUGGAUUUUUCUUUACCCUAUUAUCAGAAGUCACCCUGCAAAUCAGAACCUAGCAGCCUAAGAACCUAAGUUAACAAGUACAGGAUCAAGCUAUGGUAUGGGAUGAAGACAGAUCUAGAGAUGUAAUAACUAGUUAUAAAUAUUUAUAACUAUGUGUCAUAUAUAGAAAAGUAGCUCAUUC
Molecule: messenger RNA, 4728 nt
Organism: Arabidopsis thaliana (thale cress)
Lineage: Eukaryota; Viridiplantae; Streptophyta; Magnoliopsida; Brassicales; Brassicaceae
Gene: AUL1
Product: auxin-like 1 protein
Exons: 8
Coding region: 174-4529 (1451 amino acids)
Biological process (GO): clathrin-dependent endocytosis; negative regulation of clathrin-dependent endocytosis; negative regulation of growth
Cellular component (GO): plasma membrane; cytosol; cell plate
Source: RefSeq, marked reviewed